AUGGACAGAUCUCACUUUGGCACCAUUGACAGCAUCACGUCUCUCUGGAAAGCUCUAGGUCUUCCGGCCAAAGCGCUCACCGCCAUCCACCUCCCAGAUGUCGACACCAUAGGGAUACCCUCGUCAUUCAAGAUCGGACACUUGGCCCAAGCAUCCAUUGCGCUUACGGGCCUGCUGGCCGCACUGAUCUACUCGGAGCGCCAGGGAAGCGAACAUGUCCCGACGGUCACCGUCCCCCUCAAACAUGCCCUGAUCGAGUUCCGAUCCGAGCGAUUCUUCACACUCGGCGGCCAGCGCUUGCCAUCACCAUGGGGCCCUAUCGGCGGCCUCCACAGGGCCUCGGACGGCUAUGUACGCGUCCACGACUCGUUCCCCAAUCACCGCGCCGGGGCGCUCGAGCUUCUGGGCCUACCCGAGGACGCGGACCGGAAAGCCGUAGGCGCGAAGAUUGCGCCAUGGCGGUGCGUGGACCUGGAGAACGCGGCGGUCGACGCGGGCGUGGUCAUUGCCGCACUGAGGAGUUACGAGCAGUGGGACGUCCUCCCCCAGGCGAGGGCUAUCAAGGAUUUUCCCAUCCAGAUCAAGAAGAUCGCCGGUGAUGGUGAUGCUGACUGUGGUGCUGGAUGGUGGUCAGACAGUAUGUCCAUGUCCCACGACAAUGGCAAUGCCAGAGGCAGUGGCGCAGACAAGGCCAAGGACACGAAGGCUCUCCGCGGCCUCCGCGUGCUGGAAAUGAGUCGCGUCAUCGCGGCGCCCGUGGCGGGGAGGGCUCUCGCGGCCCACGGCGCCGAUGUCCUCUGGAUCACAUCCCCGAACCUGCCGGACCAGCCGAGCCUAGACCGCGACACGGCGCGGGGGAAACGCACCGCGAGGCUCAACCUCGACCUCAGUCACAAGCCGGAGCAUAAUGACAUGGAGACGCUGCUCUCGCUGCUGGACGACGCCGACGUCUUCCUCCAGGGCUAUAGACCGGGCAGUCUCGCGGCGCGGGGCCUCUCGUGCGAGACGCUCGUCGCGCGACGCAGACAGAACGGGAUCAAGAGGGGGAUCAUCUGCGCCAAUCUCUCGGCCUAUGGGCCCGACGGGCCAUGGAGCCACAGACGCGGCUUCGACUCGCUCGUCCAGACGUGUUCGGGCAUGAAUGUGUCCGAGGCGGAACAUUUUCGCACCGGCGAUAUCGACCAGGUGACCGCCGCCGACGACGACGAUACCCCCCCGAAACCCACGCCGUGUCAAGCCCUCGACCACGCCUCGGGCUACUUCCUCGCCGCGGGGAUAAUGGCGGCGCUGUGCCGACAGGCCCACGAGGGAGGCUCGUACGAGGUCAGCGUCAGCCUGGCGGGGACGAUGAAAUACCUGCGCAGUCUGGGCCAGUACGAGGGACGGUCUGGGUUCGACCACCUGCAGUGCAAGGACCAUUACGCCACCAUCGAGGAUAUCCCCGAGGAGUUCCUCGAGGAGCACAUGUCCGGAUUCGGCCUGCUCAAGGCCGUCAGGCACGCCGCGUCCAUCGACGGCGUGCCUGUGGGAUGGGACCUUAUGCCGAAACACCUGGGAUCGGACGAGGCGCGAUGGCUUGCACGAUCCUGA
Messenger RNA from Fonsecaea multimorphosa CBS 102226, 1590 nucleotides. RefSeq lists its product as uncharacterized. Gene Ontology annotation, molecular function: catalytic activity. The transcript has a single exon. The record is from RefSeq and is a predicted model, not a curated record. NCBI's taxonomy places the organism in Eukaryota, Fungi, Ascomycota, Eurotiomycetes, Chaetothyriales, Herpotrichiellaceae. Bases 1 to 1590 code for a protein of 529 amino acids.